GUGUAUCCCUCCCUCUUGUAUUUCCAUCUCGGGUUGUCAUUCCAUCAGUUCCAAAACAUCAGAACGCCAGGCAUCAGUUUCAGACCAAUCGGUGCUGAGGGAGGUGCAACGGCACUCAAAAAGACGGCUCGUUUGAUAAAUACAAGACAUUUCCGCCUGUCUCCACAUAACUGAGCACAGAGGGACAGUCACCAGAGGUUAUGUCUGACGUCAUGAGGAUGAACAACUUAAUUCAGUUCACCGUGGGUUUUAUUGCUGUGCUUAUAUCAGCGACUGGAGCUGUGGAGGUGGAAUAUGCUCAGGUGGGAGAUACGGUUAUCCUUCGCAACACGGCCAUCGAUUCCUCCAAACAUUAUGUGAACUGGUACUUUAAUAGCGUUGGUAGCUCUGAACUUGCCUCAAUCAACCCUUAUGGAAGGCAGAGCAUUACAACAGUUGAACAGUGGAAGAACAGGUUGACCGUGUCUGAUAAAUCACUGACCAUCAAAGAUUUCCAACAGAACUUCUUUGGGACUUUUAUCUGUGAUGUAAAAUCAGGUAUUAGUCAUGUCUCCACGUUCGAGUAUAAAGUAAUCAAAUAUAACGUGAGUAUGACUCCAGCGUCACCUCGGCUAACUGGAGAGCUUCUGACUCUGGCCUGCAACCUGGAUAUUUCUCAGGGGCAAAAAGUGCACUGGCUCACUCCUACGGGAGACAAACGUUUUGACAGGGAACUCAAACUAAAAGUCACAACCAAUGACAAUGGCCAGUGGUCCUGUGUUGUAAAUGAAGACAAAAAUCAAAAGGGUUCUGUUUCUGUUACAGUUCUGGACCUCUCCCCUGUGCCAUCACGUCUGUAUACAUCUCCAAACGUCUCUCUCACCGUCCCGUGCUCCUUUCCUUCCCACAUCUCCUGGGACCAAAUCAAACAACGGGGCAUCGAAGAAGUUCAGUGGCUCUUCUCCCCUAAAUCCUCCUCGAGCCAUAUUUCUCCCCAGGAGCUCUACAAUGUCUCCCUGAAGGACAUGAAGUGGACAAAAAAACAAAACAGAAGACUGAUGCCUGUACCAGGUCUUGAAAAAGGAAAUCUGUCUUUGUCCAGAAACCGGGGGAAUGCAGAAGACGAAGGAAUGUACACGUGCUUAAUGAAAUUUAAAGAUGACGGAGUUCUAAGUCGCACUGUAGAAGUCAAGGUAUUGCAAAUCAUCUCCUCCCAAGGAACCGAGUUCAUCUCUGGCCAGCAGGUCAACCUCUCCUGCACCACUGGUGAACCGCUGCCCACUGACAUGCAGCUGAAAUGGUUCCCGCCUGAAAAAUCGCCCUUGCCGAUACCCGACCAUCACCUUGGCCUUCUCACCCUCCAAGUGGGGACGGGACAUAGCGGAAAGUGGAAGUGUGAGCUGUGGCGGGACAACGUAACCCUGACAUCUGCCGUGAUAACGCUGAAGAUCGAGCCCAAACUGAGCGCGUGGAUGUUAGUGCUCAUAUGCAGCGCUGCCGUCAUCCUACUCCUCCUCAUCGCCCUGGCUGUCAUCCUCAAUCGACGCAGACAACGGAAGCAGAGACGCCCCAGGUACUGCCAGUGCAAAAACCCCAAAGGAUUUUACAAAACAUAAUAUCUCCCAGAAAGACAUUUUGAAGACGGCACGGCAACCUGAGGAAAAUUCCCUCCCAGUAAAAUGGAUUCAAUCUAUCAAGCGCUGCACCUCUGUGAGCUGGGUUAUGUGAGAGACUAAAAGAUUAAGAGCAUGUAUAGUCAUUGUUGAAUGGACAGAUGAGGAAGUCUCAUCACAGGAAGUGUAUUUUAUUGUUGUACAUAUCAGCCAGUUUGGAUUUUAGAUUUGUAACAUAAUCAGUAACUUUAUUUCCUUCAUGUUAUUUUAUCCUCAUUUUUCUCCACACCAGUGGUUUAAACUAAUGUUUUGUUUGUGUAUAUUUUUAUGAUCUUAUAUAAUUCU
Molecule: messenger RNA, 1937 nt
Organism: Mugil cephalus (flathead mullet)
Lineage: Eukaryota; Metazoa; Chordata; Actinopteri; Mugiliformes; Mugilidae
Gene: cd4-1
Product: CD4-1 molecule
Exons: 11
Coding region: 201-1595 (464 amino acids)
Biological process (GO): interleukin-15-mediated signaling pathway; T cell activation; positive regulation of ERK1 and ERK2 cascade
Cellular component (GO): membrane raft; external side of plasma membrane
Molecular function (GO): protein tyrosine kinase binding; MHC class II protein binding
Source: RefSeq, a predicted model, not a curated record